Messenger RNA from Darwinula stevensoni, 853 nucleotides. NCBI's taxonomy places the organism in Eukaryota, Metazoa, Arthropoda, Ostracoda, Podocopida, Darwinulidae. The record is from the annotation of a GenBank genome assembly.
CACGAUUGGCCGUCGUCCUGUUCUCGUUGCUCGCUCCGUCGCCGUGCGAUCAUCAUGAGCCCCUAUCUCCCCGCCAGCCCUCCCCUCCCCCACGACCUUUCUCAUCUGCCCAAGACUCUCCAGUACAAGAAGGUGAUGAAACCCCUGUUGGAGAGGAAAAGACGAGCAAGGAUCAACCGAUGCCUUGAGGAGAUGAAGGAGCUGAUGAUGGGCACCGUAUCCAACACGUGUGCUCCACAGCAUCUGGAAAAGGCGGACGUCCUGGAACUGACAGUGGAGCACUUGAAGAAACUGGCAGAAAAGAGGAAAACGAUGGCAGAGGAUCCAGAGAUCCAAGUGAAGAGAUUCCAGGCCGGGUUUACCCGAUGUGUGCAGGAGGUAGCAGGGUUCUUCCAGGCUGCACCUGGUCAUGGGAUCGGAGUAGACGUGGAGCAGAGGUUGAUGAGACACCUGACCCGCUGCAUUGGACAUCUGAGACGCGACAAAGCGUCUCCUCUCUCGGUCGCAGUCCCCGUUCCCGGCCCACGUGGACCUCUUCGCCCUCAGCCCUCCCAUCUACCGCAGUCGACUGGACUCUUGAUGCCGGCUUGGCAACACAGAUGUCAGGACCAUCUACGUCAAAAUCAGCCCGCGACAAUGGGGCUAGACCUGAGAGUGAAGAAGGGAGAAGAGGAGGACGUUUGGCGACCCUGGUGAAAUCUGAGGAUUCCUUUGGUCUGCCUUGUUGCAUCUGAUCUCGACGCCUGUGAUUAUCUUUUAUACUUGAAAUUUCGCUUUAUCUCCGUAACUUGUAUGCCACGAGUCUUUCAGUCCGGAAUUAGCAAUGAAGUUUUUAUGAUUAUGUCCUUUGAAA